Molecule: messenger RNA, 441 nt
Organism: Prunus armeniaca (apricot)
Lineage: Eukaryota; Viridiplantae; Streptophyta; Magnoliopsida; Rosales; Rosaceae
Source: the annotation of a GenBank genome assembly
AUGGCAUUGCUUUUGCUACGGGAGCGGCACAAGAGCUCUGGCAACUGGGUAGGUUCUGACUGGACGGACAGGCAGCACAGCAAGGGUCUAUUGGGAAUGGUCGAGGGCGAAGGGCCUAAGUUGGCUAAAUCAUGGUCGUCUGUGAAUCGCAUCUGUGCAGAACUCAAGCCAUCCAACAGGCCGUGCAGUCGGUGGCAAAAUGUUGCCCCGGUUGUUAAAGGAAUUUGGAUAUAUUGGCGACGGUCUACUUCUGAAAUUGAGUGGCCAGUUAUUCGCGUCAUGGAUGCACCCCAACAAGUGGGCGGGGGCGACUGUGGGAUGUACAUCCUCAAAUACUGCGAGUUUCUGACCUCGAAUGUAGACCUGGCCAAGAUUUCCCAUGAUGCCAUGCCUUUCUAUUGGUUGAAGCUCGCUGUACAGUUGUUGCAGGGAUAUUGGUAG